ACAAAGAGCGAAGUUUUCUAAAUGACACAUCGUUGCUGGCGGAGGUGUGGUUGAAAAUUUAUAAACUGCUGUUUAACAAAAGAGCCAGACAUUUGAAAGUGGUGUGAAAUUCAAGCUUGAAUUGUAAUUUAUCCCGUUCAAAUACAACAUUCAACAAAUCGUCAGUCAACAUGGCAGGCAGGCUACCGGCAUGCGUAAUCGAUGUGGGCACCGGUUACUCAAAACUAGGUUUUGCUGGCAACAAGGAGCCACAAUUCAUAAUACCCUCGGCGAUUGCCAUUAAGGAGUCGGCACGCGUCGGCGACACGAACACGCGACGCAUCACAAAAGGAAUCGAGGAUUUGGACUUUUUUAUUGGCGACGAGGCUUUCGAUGCCACCGGCUACUCUAUAAAAUAUCCAGUGCGUCAUGGCUUGGUGGAAGACUGGGAUUUGAUGGAACGCUUUCUGGAGCAAUGCAUCUUCAAGUAUUUGCGUGCGGAGCCCGAGGAUCAUCAUUUUCUGCUCACAGAGCCGCCACUAAAUACGCCGGAGAACCGUGAAUACACUGCCGAAAUCAUGUUUGAGACUUUCAAUGUUCCCGGUCUCUAUAUUGCGGUGCAGGCGGUUUUAGCACUGGCCGCCAGUUGGGCAUCCAGAUCCGCGGAGGAGCGAACACUCACUGGCAUUGUGGUAGACAGUGGUGAUGGAGUGACGCACGUUAUUCCCGUGGCCGAAGGCUAUGUGAUUGGAUCCUGCAUCAAGCAUAUACCGAUUGCUGGUCGCAACAUUACAUCCUUCAUCCAGAGUUUGCUCCGGGAACGGGAGGUGGGCAUUCCGCCGGAACAGAGCCUGGAGACGGCCAAAGCGAUCAAGGAGAAACAUUGCUAUAUUUGCCCAGACAUUGCAAAAGAGUUUGCCAAGUACGAUACGGAGCCAAGCAAAUGGAUUCGUCAAUUUGAGGGACUUAACACCGUCACCAAGCAGCCAUUUAAUGUGGAUGUUGGCUAUGAGCGUUUCCUCGGACCAGAAAUCUUCUUUCAUCCGGAAUUCUCCAAUCCCGACUUUACCAUACCACUGUCCGAGAUUGUCGACAAUGUUAUACAAAACUGUCCCAUUGAUGUGCGACGUCCGUUAUACAACAAUAUUGUACUGAGCGGUGGCUCCACAAUGUUCAAGGACUUUGGCAGACGACUGCAACGGGACAUUAAGAGAUCGGUGGAUACCCGUCUACGGAUUAGCGAAAAUCUGUCGGAGGGACGCAUUAAGCCAAAACCCAUCGAUGUCCAGGUGAUCACGCAUCAUAUGCAGCGUUAUGCUGUCUGGUUUGGAGGCAGUAUGCUGGCAUCAACGCCGGAGUUCUACCAGGUGUGUCACACAAAGGCCGCCUAUGAGGAGUACGGACCCAGCAUCUGCCGUCACAAUCCUGUCUUUGGAACCAUGACAUAAUUAUAAUCCUCUGAUGUUCGUGGCUGUCUGUCAAAAAUGCCGCGCCUAAACUUAUUUUUUAUGUAUUGAUUUGAUUUCCGUUUUUUAAUUCUAUAUGCGACCAUGUAUUCCACGCUAUAGUAUUGCUUAGACAUUAGUAAUGAUUUUCUAUUUGUUAGGCUGUAAAGUUGUCGAAAAAAAAAAAAUAUUUGUAUAUCAACAAUACGCGUUAAAUCAUUUUGGCCAAAUUUUUAUUUCCUGUGUGAUUCGGAUUUUGAAUUAAGCUAAAAUGUGUUUAAAUAACAAUGUCUGCCAGUUAAACUUUUUAUAAGAUGCAUUACUUCUACAAGAUUAAUUAUAUAAUGUGUAACUUUCUUAUGUCCAACACACGCACACACACAGAACACACACACCAAACGGCGCUGCAUUGAAUACCGGUCAAAACCCAAUUUUUAAUUAAAUUGAAAUUGUACUUGUCAAAGUAAUAUUAUAAAUUGCAAUAACUGCAGUUUGAUUACAUGAAGAAGGGAAAAAUAAUAUGAAAACUAAUAUUGAUGAAAAAUCUGUUUGUUAUAUUGAUAAGCGUAAUUGAAGGCAUUCAUUAAAUCAAUAAAACAUUCUUUAAGCCCAAA
Molecule: messenger RNA, 2038 nt
Organism: Drosophila innubila
Lineage: Eukaryota; Metazoa; Arthropoda; Insecta; Diptera; Drosophilidae
Gene: Arp3
Product: actin-related protein 3
Exons: 6
Coding region: 171-1427 (418 amino acids)
Biological process (GO): Arp2/3 complex-mediated actin nucleation
Cellular component (GO): Arp2/3 protein complex; actin cortical patch
Molecular function (GO): actin filament binding
Source: RefSeq, a predicted model, not a curated record